Messenger RNA from Trichoderma aggressivum f. europaeum, 2916 nucleotides. RefSeq lists its product as uncharacterized. NCBI's taxonomy places the organism in Eukaryota, Fungi, Ascomycota, Sordariomycetes, Hypocreales, Hypocreaceae. The record is from RefSeq and is a predicted model, not a curated record. Bases 1 to 2916 code for a protein of 971 amino acids. Gene Ontology annotation, molecular function: serine-type endopeptidase activity. Gene Ontology annotation, cellular component: Golgi apparatus. The transcript is spliced from 6 exons. Gene Ontology annotation, biological process: proteolysis.
AUGAGCUUAGUCAACGCCAGUCAAUCAGAGAUCCAGCCGCCUCCAUUGCUAAAGAUGAUUAGCAAGGACGGGCAUCGGGGUAUCGGGCCCUACUGGGAGGCUUUGAUUAGUGAUUGGGAGGCGGAUCGCACAUACGAUAUAAUCCGCGAGGGAAUCGAGAGAUACGAGAAACGUGCUCCUGAGACAGCCGCGGAAGAAUCGAAAGCGGCCGUUUUCAGUCAACUGAGAGAUAUUCUGACGUUCGAGUCUGAAACAAUACGAACCCAAACUCAGAGGAUCCAAUUACUUUACGAGGUUACACGAGACUUCGUAAAGAAUGAUAGCAAAGCCAAAAAAUCCCUACCUACUGUCAAGCGAUUAGAGCAUGCAGGCUUGAUCAUAAAGGCCAUAUGCUACCGUCAUCCGAAGAUAGCAUUCGAGCCAUCCUUGGAUGGUAAUGGCAACUUUUAUCAUCCGUCAGCGUUCCAAUUCGCAGUGACAUCAAAAUCCGACUACAUGUUGCAAAUCGUACUGGAUGAGCUCAUGGAUAGCUUUGAGAACGAUAUCAGCGCAAAUUCCAAAAUCAACCCGCAGGGACCCCAAUCGCAAGAUGUCAAUUGUGAAAGCAAGAUGGCAGCGGAAAACGACAUGAGGGAUUUCCUAGAGCUACUACUCAAUACCUCUACUUCUUUACAACCAGAUGUUGUGGCUAGGGUUAUGGAUAUACUCAAGAUGAUGGUGAGCAAAAAUUCAAGUCUCAUCGAUGAGAAAACCUGGGAAAUUGCAGUCACAACGCCAGCACCAGACUUUGUUCGUCUUCUACUCGAGUCAAAAGAUUCAAAAUUUCUCACAAAAGCGCACGCUGCAUUUGUCAUCGAAAAGGGAACUGCGGGGAUGUGGAAUAUGUUUCCAGAGAAGUCUCGCCGCGAAUUCAUUUCCGACCCAGACUGCAGUUUCUUGCAUAAAGCUGUAUCACUGGGGAAAGUGGAUAUGGUAGAGGCACUCCUAGAGCUGGAGCCUACUUUGAUAGAAAUUACGGUGCAAGAGGCGGGAUAUGAAUAUCCCAUACAACAUCUGAAGAAACUUGGGGAAACCCCGAACGCUGAUGGAAAGGGCGAAGAGUAUAAUGCGAUCCGUGAUUUGCUUGUCCACGCCAUGAUUCGAAGCCAAAAUUUUGGACUUCAGAAAAUUCGGGAAACAUUGAAAAAUUCCAACGUGGAGGCCAAGGAAAUGUCAGUCCAAUUCCCGCAGUUCAAGUCAGAUGCGAAGAAUCAAAGCUGCACAGACUACGUUCAGGUGCUGAAGGGAAUGGAUGCCGAGUUCUUCCAGUAUGAGAAACUUCUGAAAUAUGUCAGCUUUCCCGACUUGAGCGGUCAAGCACCAUUUAUGGGCAUUGAAGACUUGAAGCAAGAUCACAGGGAAGUCAAAGACGUUUUUGACUGGUUGAAGAAACGAGGCGUUGAGGAGGUAAUGAGCCUGACGGUAGAAGAUCACCUACAUUGCCCACAUCGUGACGAAGAUGUGGCAAAAUGUGUCAACAAUUUUCGUGUUGGGGUUCUCAAGUGGAAAAAGCGGGACAUAUACCUCACAAACUUACGGAAAGACGCGAUAGAGGAGCUGCAUCUUUGGUCCAGUGGCAAUCAAUCUGUUCACGAUCAGUGGCUAGGCCAAAUACCAAAAUUUAAGCAGGAUGUCCUUAGCCCUCGUCGGAUAAGCGAAGUGAGCAAGCAACUCGAAGAAGACUUGAACAAAUUACAGGGAGAACCUGGCUAUCCAUGGAUAGCUUACGAAGAAGAAGCGAGCGUUGACAGAGAUGGAGAUUUCAAGACCCAGCCUCAGACCAAACCAAGGAUCAAGGUGUCGCAGAUACAAUGGCUUCAACAGCGGGAAAAUAUUAUAUACCGAAGCUUGGACAACAUUUCCUCUGAUCUUGUCGGUCCGCAGUUGGCGGAAUUUGUCAAAAAGUUUUCUAGAUACUACAUGGAGAACCAAGAGACAAAGAAGACAAAGGUGGCCCUGAUUGAUAGUGGCGUUGUUGUCGUCGGAGGGGUGCGCGAUGAUCAUCAUCAUGAAGGUAAGGAAGAGGCAGAGGGCAAGGGAGAGAAAGAAAGGAAAAAAGGAAAGUCAUCUGGAAGCGUCCUGGCGCAGCGGAUUGUUGAAGGCAUCUCGCUUGUCGGCAGGGACAAUGAAGAACAACCGUGGUGGCAUGCCACUGAGCCACACGGCACGCAGAUGGCAACACUGAUUUGCUCCAUAAACCCUUUCUGCGACCUUUACGUUGUCAAAGUGGCCGAGUCAAAUGCGUCUGGAGUAACGGGGCCUAAUGUAGCCAAGGCUAUCGACUGGGCACGAGGUAAAGGGGUGGACGUGAUAUCCCUCAGCCUCGUUGCCUUCUCAGAUCCGGGUAAUGUAAUGGCUCGUGCCAUCAAGUCAGCUAUAGCCGAUGACAUUGUCAUCACUUGCAGCACUGCAGACGAGGGCAGCGUAGCCACUCGCUCGGUAAGCGACAAGAGCGGCGACGUCCUCUCAAUUGCCGCAUGUGAUAAAUGGGGUAACUUACUCCCUCAAAGUCAAAAAACGGGCUUCAAUUACCAGUUUAUUGGUCAUAACGUCCACGUCGGUCAAGUACCUUAUUUGGAAUCUGCCGAGUCUAUUGAGGGGAGCUCGGUCUCAACUGCGGUCGCUGCGGGAAUGGCAUCACUUAUCCUGGCUUGUGCUCGGAUUUCAUCAGAGUUUAGUGACACAGAUUUGGGAAGCAGCCGUCGGCCAACUUGGAGAUGUGCAAUAGUGAAAAAAAUAUUUGAUAGGAUGGCAGGACAGGGGACCUGGGCUGUUUUGGAGAGACUAUGUGGCGAGGGGCAGCUUGAAAAAGAGUAUGACUUUAAGAAGCUGGUGAAUGAAAGCUUCACAGAUUUACUUUUGCUAGGUGGGAAGUAG